GAUUGCUACGAGAAGUAGAAACUAAACUACUAGUAGUCACAAUUGGAAAUGGAUAUAAAGAAGCAGGACCUGGUCAAGGAGCUGAGCAAGUUCAACCGCCAUUAUCUCAACUACAAGAUAAACCAGAGCAAGGAUCAGUGGUUGAACAAUAG
This is a messenger RNA of Racocetra persica, 152 nucleotides long. The record is from the annotation of a GenBank genome assembly. NCBI's taxonomy places the organism in Eukaryota, Fungi, Glomeromycota, Glomeromycetes, Diversisporales, Gigasporaceae.